AAAUGUCCGCCGUCUGCUCUCUGCUUCUGCUCUCUCUGCUGCACAUCUCUGAAGGACAGCAGAUGUUGGUGGUCCAAUCUGGAGAUGUGGUCACUCUGCCCUGUGGAAAUGCCUCUUUAAAGGCCUGCUCCAACAUCAAAUGGACCCACAAUAAGAACGAUAUCAUUGUAGAUAACCAAACUCACUCCCCCAUCUCUGCCCCACCAACUUCCACCGAGUUCAUGUCUCCAUACUUUGAUGAUUAUAUAGAUCAUAUAGUUAGCCCCCGCAGACUGAACCUGACAGAGACGUGUGGUCUGCAGCUUGGAGAAAUGGAGGAAGAAGACACUGGGGUCUACGCCUGCACUGAGCUCAACCAAACACUGCCCAGCUCUGAGUUCUUCCUGUCUAUGGUCACCUUUUUAAACUAUAGUUCAAACUCCUGGGGAUGUAAGGUCAAAUCGCAUGAUGAAGGUGAUUACUGCACUUUCACCGUGAGGUUGCUGGUCCAGGGUUCGGAUCAGAACCAGAACCAGAGCCGGUUCAAGUUCCAGACUUCAACAUGCUCAGCUUCGCUGACAUUCACCCCUGGUCCUUCAAGUCCAAGUGUGAGCUGUGAAGUGACAGACCUUAAUCACAACCAAGUCUACAUCUUUGGGGCCAGUCCAGAAGAACCGGAAAGAAACCAGGCCAAAGACCCUCUCUCUGUUGUAAUUGUUCUGAUGCUGCUGAUACGCUCAGUGGAGCUACUGAUGGUUUUUGUCACCAUGGUGACACUGCUCAGAGUGCACGCCCGCUGCAGUUCUGCUGACAACCACCAGGUUUAUGAGAACAUCUGAGGUUUUCAAAAUAAAAGCCCGAGCACCAGGAUUGAGAGGUCUGCGGUCCGAGUGCACUUCAUCUACAGGAGAUAAAAUAUAUUCACUCUUUUGACUUUGACUUUGUUUCCGAAUGCAAAUAAAGAAGCUUCACUGUAUUUUUCCAAAUCUA
Boleophthalmus pectinirostris (great blue-spotted mudskipper) is the source of this 969-nucleotide messenger RNA. RefSeq lists its product as uncharacterized. The transcript is spliced from 6 exons. The record is from RefSeq and is a predicted model, not a curated record. Lineage: Eukaryota; Metazoa; Chordata; Actinopteri; Gobiiformes; Gobiidae. The coding region runs from base 3 to 818 and encodes 271 amino acids.